This is a messenger RNA of Staurois parvus, 362 nucleotides long. NCBI's taxonomy places the organism in Eukaryota, Metazoa, Chordata, Amphibia, Anura, Ranidae. The record is from the annotation of a GenBank genome assembly.
CUAAAGGGCACUGAUAGGCAGUACUAAUGAGGUGGCACGGAUAGGCGGCACUAAUAUGCAGCACUGAUAGGCGGCACUGAUAGGUGACACUGAUGAUGGGUACUGACUGGCAUCACUGCUGGGCACUGACUGGCAGCACUGACUGGCACAACCACUGGGCACUGACUGGUGGCACUGACUGGCAGCACUGCUGGGCUGCACUGGUGGGUGGCACUGGUGGGCAGCACUGGUGGGUGGGCACAGGUGGGUGGCACUGGUGGGCACAGGUGGGUGGGCGCACAGGUGGGUGGCACUGCUGGGCACAGGUAGGUGGCACUUCUGGGCACAGGUGUGUGACACUGCAGAGUGGCACAGGUGGGUGC